AUGAGCUCCUCUGGCAAGCUAUCUGAUGCUGAAAGACAAGUUCAGAAAACUGCAUAUAGAUGUCACACUUCUGGUCACUCGCUGCUGAGCGAACUGCGUUGUGUGACGGAAAAGCAAAAAAGCCACGACUGCAUGGGUGUCGUUGCUUAUGUGGUCAAAUCCAAGUUGCACCGCAAGAAGAUCGAACGGAUGGAGACUAAGUUCAAAAAUGACCGGGAGGAGUUGCAGAUGGAUUUGCAAUUAAAUAUUUUGUCACAGAAUCAGGUUAAAGAGUAUCUCGAGAUGGAGGGAUUCGAGAAUUUGGAGAUGGACAUACAAAUCUUGAUCAAUCAGGUAUCCAAAGGAUUUUUCGGACUGGAAAGAUUUAUCGCCGCUCAGCAAGAGGCAACAAACGAGCUCAUCGAAGCUCGGUUCGAUGUAACAGACGAGCUUAUCGCUCAGGAAUCCGCCAAAACACACCUCAGAUACACCGAGAUGCGACAACAAUAUAAUGACGUCUUGGAUUCGAGUGAGGCCAGCUUCGAUCGAGUCUUCGCAUCUUACAAAAGGAUCUCCAAUAAUGACAACGACUCCCAAAUCUCCAAAGAUGACAGUGGCCACUCAAGCACAAAUACUCGCCACAAAAAUGAGGAUGAUUCACAGCUUAGCGGUGGGUAUCAUGGAGAAAGCGAAGAAAAUGAGAUGAUUGACCGAGCCUGGUUCAACUUCCUUGAAUGGCUGAGAUUAAGCCAUUCCUGGAUCGGGAAAGAGUACUGUGAUGAAAUUUAUCCUUGA
This is a messenger RNA of Fusarium redolens, 774 nucleotides long. RefSeq lists its product as uncharacterized. The transcript is spliced from 3 exons. Lineage: Eukaryota; Fungi; Ascomycota; Sordariomycetes; Hypocreales; Nectriaceae. The record is from RefSeq and is a predicted model, not a curated record. Bases 1 to 774 code for a protein of 257 amino acids.